CAAUGUGUCGACUUUGUUUUCAAGCAGUUUUCACAUAUAAAAUCAAUAGUGAAAAAGCGUAUGCUGUACAAUAUAUAAAUAGAAUUAAGUUGUUCAGACACAUAAGUUAUAUCAAAAUGGGUAGUUCUCGACAUUAUGCUAUGGAAUAUGAAGAUUAUCAUCCUAAUAUAAGUAAGAGUUCGAUUGAUGUGAAUUUGGAUACAGGGGAGCUCAAAGAAAGCUUUAAAGAUAUGCUUCGCACGCGUUCAGAGGAAUUAUUGAUGACUUUGGAAACAAAAGAAGAUUAUUGGAUGAAAUAUGGUGAUUAUUCUGUAUACACUGGAAUAGCUGGAAUUGCAUUUAUGUUUUACAAAUAUGGAAAGUGCUUUAACAAACCUGAUUACAUUGAUAGAGCAAUGGAAUUAUUAAAAACAUGUGUAGAUAAAUUCAAAAGUAAAAGAGAAAUAACUUUUUUAACUGGUAGUGUAGGACCAUUAGCAUUGAGUGCGGUUGUUUUAUAUUCUCAAGGGCAUCAUGCGGAAGCACAUAAAAUGAUUUCUGGAGUAAAAUCAGUAUCUUCUGUUGUUUUGAAUGAGAGUAGUUCCAUACCUGAUGAAUUACUAUAUGGAAGAGCUGGUUAUCUAUAUACUCUUUUAUUUUUAAAUGCAAAUAUAUCUCCCCCUCCUAUACAGGAUGAGCUUAUUAAACAGGUAUUAUCAUAUAGCAAUGAAAAGUAAAUUUAAAGAAAAGAUAACAGUGUUUUAACAAUUAUAAACAAAUAUGCCAGGUCAUUGCACUUAUAAUUAAAUCUGGAAAUCUGUGCUGCACAUGGACUAGGUGGGAUACUUUAUAUGUUACUACAGGCACGACAGUACUUAACACAAACUCAAUUAGAGAAAGACAUAAAGCCAGCAUUAGAAUUUCUUCAACAUUUACGAUACCCUUCUGGAAACUUCCCAUCAUCUAUUGGAAGCACCACUGAUAAAUUGGUGCAUUGGUGUCAUGGAGCACCAGGAAUGACUAUGUUAUUUUGUUUAGCUCAUAAAGUAUAUCAAGAUGAGAAUUAUUUAAAGACUGCUGUACAAUGUGGAGAAGUAAUUUGGUCAAGAGGGUUGCUUAGAAAAGGCAAUGGAAUCUGUCAUGGAGUAGCUGGAAAUGCAUACACAUUUUUGUGUCUUUUCCAAGAGACAAAGGAUUUGAAAUAUUUACACAGAGCUUCUAAGUUUGCACAAUGGUGCAUUUCCUCACAUGAACAGAGAAUUCCUGAUAGCCCAUUUUCAUUAUUCGAAGGUCUUGGUGGUACCAUUUAUUUUUUAGUUGAUAUACUACAUCCGCUCUCGGCGAAAUUCCCAGCAUACACCCUUUAA
This is a messenger RNA of Habropoda laboriosa, 1346 nucleotides long. Its product is annotated as lanC-like protein 1. Gene Ontology annotation, biological process: peptide modification; carbohydrate metabolic process. NCBI's taxonomy places the organism in Eukaryota, Metazoa, Arthropoda, Insecta, Hymenoptera, Apidae. The transcript has 8 exons. The record is from RefSeq and is a predicted model, not a curated record. Gene Ontology annotation, cellular component: plasma membrane.